AAAAACACUCUAAGAGACAAGCAAAACAAACAAAAAAACCCAACCAUAGGUACCGGUAUGAUAAUUAUGACAACAAUAAAGAUUCGAAAUUGCACAUUCGCAAAAGCGAUACUAAGAAAAAAAAAACCUCCCGAGACUAAAUUAAAGCUUAUUUCCGAUCCUCCCCUUCGCGGUACGACGCCUCUCAGAGCCUUCACAAAUCUCCACGACCCAGGGGUAGCCGGACUCCCUGGCGAAUUCCAGAACGCUCAUGCCCACGGCGCGACUAGCCACGCUUCUAAAAUCCGCCCCGUGGUGGAGGAGCAAGUUGAUGAGGGGCACCCGCCUAGGGCAAUACCUGACAGCCCUGAACAGCGCCGUCUCGGCAUCCUCAUCCGCGUCCGGAUCGCCACUCCAGCCGUCAACGUCGGCGCCCCCCUCCAGCAGAGCCCCCGCAGCGCCCUCGCACCCCAGCAGCACUGCAACGUCCAACGCAGUCCUCCCUUGCCGAUUCCUGACGUCGGGUGAGACCCCCUGACGUAGCAGCAAGCGCAGCAUAUCCUUGCUAUUAGCGUCCGCGGCCUGGUGCAGGACCGUCUGGCCGUCGGCCGGCAGGAGCGUGGUGGCGUCGGCGGAGUGGAGGAGCAGGUCCGUCACCAUUUCCGCGUUUUCUAGCUUCACGGCCAGGGAGAGGGGCGUUUGGCCAGCGGCCGUGAGGGCAUUCGCGUCCGCGCCCUGGCGAAGUAGGGCUCUCGCGGCGGCCGGGUGGUUCAUUGAUACGGCGCGGGUGAGCGGGGUGUCCCCCGUUGCGCUGAUGCGCGCAUCUAUGUCGAUUCCCGGGGUGGAGAGCAGGAGGGUUAGCUCUUCAAGGGCGUUCGCCGAUGCUGCGCGGUGGAGGAGUGUGCUGCCGUCCGUCGCGCUCGUGAUGUUCGGGUUGUGGGUGUGUUUGAGGAGGGUAUGCAGGAUCGGGGAUGUGGGGUUGUUGUGUAGGCGCUGUGACAGGGCGUAGUGCAGUGCUGUGUCGCCGUUCUCGGGAUCCGGCGUUUCGGGGAGGGCGCCUUUCGAGAGGAGGAGGAGCACGAGUGGCAUGUGGUCUUUCCAGGCGGCCCAGCAGAGGGGCAGGACCGGGCACUCGCGCGGUUGCAGGGCAAGGGUGUGGAGGCGCGGAGUUAGCAGGGAGUGUAGGCGGUGGUUGGCCCUGACGAGGGAGUUGACGUCCCGGACGUCUUCAAGGUUUUCCCCGACCAGCAGGAGGAGCUCGUUUGGGAUAGAUAGGAGUGGCAUUUCGGUCAGUUGAAGCUACGUGUGUUUUUAUGAAAGGAUAGACCACCAGCAGCCUAUUGUAAAGAUCUAAUCAAGGAAAACGAGAAAACAGGUAGUAAAAUACUGCAAGAUAGUGAGUGAUAUUUGAUGUUCCC
Messenger RNA from Tuber aestivum (summer truffle), 1397 nucleotides. The record is from the annotation of a GenBank genome assembly. NCBI's taxonomy places the organism in Eukaryota, Fungi, Ascomycota, Pezizomycetes, Pezizales, Tuberaceae.